Mytilus californianus (California mussel) is the source of this 3265-nucleotide messenger RNA. Its product is annotated as inhibitor of growth protein 1-like. The transcript is spliced from 4 exons. Gene Ontology annotation, cellular component: nucleus. Bases 120 to 917 code for a protein of 265 amino acids. NCBI's taxonomy places the organism in Eukaryota, Metazoa, Mollusca, Bivalvia, Mytilida, Mytilidae. Gene Ontology annotation, biological process: positive regulation of DNA-templated transcription. The record is from RefSeq and is a predicted model, not a curated record.
CAGAAAGAGGCAUCGUUCAACAUUCGGAGGGAAACACCAAUGACUGGUUUACUGUUUAUGCCAAAACAAUACAAAUUCUUCGAGAGAAAUAUCCGUACAAUUUCAAUGAUUACAAGAAUAUGACAAUGUUGAAUCAAGCAGCAGUCGAGGCGCUGUGUUCAGCAACUUAUUUAGAAAAUUACCUCGACACGAUGGACAACCUGCCUGACGACCUGCAACGCGUUGUGACACAAAUGCGUGAAUUGGAUAUCCAGUGUAAGGAUAUUCUUGCCGACAUAGAUGUCCACCACGAAACAUACAAAACGGAACCUGAAAGUAGCCCAGCUAAACGAAAGGCCAUGAUAGCUAUGCAGAGGGCAUUAAUCAAAUGUCAGGAAAUUGGUGAUGAAAAAUUAAUGUUGCUAGCUUGUAUUACGGAUCAUAUUGAAAACAGAGCAAGACAGCUAGAGCAAGAUAGAGAAAAUCUUGACCCUAACUCAGGUAGAGAUCAGGAGAAGGAGGAAAGAGAAGUAAUAGUUCACCCACCUAAACAGGUUAAACAACAAGAGGAUAAACCAGAAAAGGUACCAGUCAAGCGUCAGAGAAGACAAAAAACAAAUAACGAUUCUAUAAUCAGGGAAGAUAUAAGAAUGGAUGAAAAGGAUAAAGGACCAAAAAAGAAAAAGAAGAGGAAGGCAAAGAAAGAACAAACACCAACAUCCCCCAUAGAUCCACCUAUUGAUCCUGAUGAACCUACGUACUGUCUGUGUAACCAAGUUUCUUACGGGGAAAUGAUUGGAUGUGACAAUGAUAACUGUGUUAUAGAAUGGUUCCAUUUUAACUGUGUAGGACUUGUGAAUAAACCAAAAGGAAAAUGGUUUUGUCCGAACUGUCGAGGCGAGACAAGUAAAAUGAUGAGACGAUUUGACAAAUCAUAGUGCAAUAUUUGUUUUGAAUUAUUUUUAUGAUAAGCCACACAAAUACAGGUUAUAAUUAAUGGAUUUUCUAAACUAUGUUAGUUGAUAUUUUCUGAAAACUGUUUUGUAACGUUUUAGAUGGUAAAAGAAUGAAGGGUUCAGUAGUUAAGUGAAAAAAUAUUGAACUGUUGUACUGUAAAAGUUAUGUAUAAUAUGAAAACAUACUGAAAGUCAUCAAAAAGUAUAUCCAUUGUACUGCUUAUUUUAGUUCAAAAGGGAUUAUAGGUAGGUGCAAAAAUAAUGAUAAGGGGUUAAGUAUUUAAACUGAGUGAUAUUUUUUCCUUUUUGUACGUUCGCAAAAGAUUUGUGUUCGUAUAAUGCUAUCAUGUCGGCAGCUGCGGCGUCAUCAUCGUCUGAAGACACAUUUGGUUUCUGGACAAUAACUUUAGUUUAUGUGAAUGGAUCUCUAUGAAAUUUUACCAGAAGGUUCAAUACCACAAAAGGAAGGUUGGGAUUGAUUUUGGGGGUUAUGGUACCAACAGUUUAGGAAUUAGGGGCCAAAAACAAGCAUUUUUGUAGUUUCCUGACAAUAACUUGUGUGUAAGUGUAUGGAUCUCUCUGAAAUUGUACCACAAGGUUCCAUAUCACAAAGGGAAGGCUGGGAUUGAGUUUGGGGGUAAUUGCCUCAAAUGUUCAGGAAUUAGGGCCAAAAACAAGCAUUUUUCUAGUUUCCAGACAAUAACUUGUGUUUAAGUGUAUGGAUCUCUCUGAAAUUGUACUACAAGGUUCCAUACCACAAAGGGAACGCUGGGAUUGAUUUUGGGGGUAAUUGCCCCAAACGUUUAGAAAUUAGGGGCAAAAAAGGGACCAAAAACAAGCAUUUUUCUAGUUUCCAGACAAUAACUUGUGUUAAAGUUUAUGAAAUUGUACAUAUUUCCUGAAAAGAAAAUAAUCUUCAAAAUUUUUAAAAAAAUUUGGGGGAGGGGGAUUUUUUUUCCAAUUUUUUUUGGGGGGUUCAUAUUUUUUUUCUUCAAAAUUUUUGAAAAUUUCAAAUUUUUCCAAAAAAAAUUUUUUUUGGGGGGGGUCAAAUUUUUUUGGGGGAUUUUUUUUUCCCAAAAAUUUUCCAUAUUUACAUAGAUUAUUUCUGAUUUAUAUAUAAAAGCAACAAAUACUGAUAUGGUAGGAGAUACACACCAAACAGGGGGUGUAAAUUAUUAUAUAACGGAUUAACUAAGUAUUGUGCAACAGCACAGUAUUGCGCAAUAGCAAGAAAUCUUCAAUUGAAAAUAAAUACAAAUCUUUUAACCAAUUUCAAUGGGAUUAAAUUAAGUCUUUAAUUUUUAGGGGUUCUAACCUUGUAUUACUAUUUUGGAUAUUGGACCCCAUUUUUAAAUUGGUCUACAUUGAGGUCCAAAGCGUCCAAAAUUAAAGUUUGUUUAAUUUCAUCAAAAACUGAAUUAUUGCGGCUCUAUGAUAUGCUGAAUCUUAUUGUGCAUUUAGAUUUUUAUUUUGGGCCCUGUUUUCAAAUUAGUACAUAUUAAGUUUUGAAGGGUCCAAAAUUAAACUUUGUUUGAUUUCAACUAAAAUUAAAUUAUUGGUGUCUUUUUAUAUGCUGAAUCUAACCAUGUUGUUAGAUUUUGGAUAUCAGACCAUACUAGGUAAAUUAAAUGUCCCAUUUCAAAUUUUUAAGAUCUUUGACCACAAUUAUUCUGUGUCAGAACCUAAUUAUGUCAAAAAUUUGAUCACAAUCCAAAUUCAGACAGUAUCAAGCUUGAAUAUUGUGUCCAAACUUGCCCCAACUGUUCAGGGUUUGACCUCUGCGGUCGUAUCAGGCUGCGCUCGGCUAAGCAUUUUAUUUUUAAAUGGGACAGAAAUUAUCAAAGAAAAAUUUGUCAUUUUUUUUGUGAUAAAAUAUGCAAUUUCCUGGAAGCAUAUUAGGUACUACUUUUUGAAUUUAAUUUUGACCAAGGAAACUCAAUGUGUAAGUUAUCAUUUAUCAUUAGAGAAAAAUGAACCUUGCCUUUGAUUUAUUUUGUAUUUGGGACAUAACUCUUGACUACAUGUAUAAGGAUAAAUAUCUGAGCAAAUUUUAAACUUGCAAUCAUGUUUAUGAAAUAUUUAUUUUACAUGUUCAUGUUUACCAAAGACAAAUAGAGGAAGCUAAUAUUGACAAAGAAAAAAAGUAUAUACGGUGUCAAUUUAGCAUACAAUUUAAUGAACAGAAAUGAUAAUUUGCACAUAUAGUUUUUUGGCUACAACUGUGGUAUAAUAAUAAUCAUACAUUUGUGUUAUAAUGAUGAAUUUAAUUUCAUUUAUGAGUUGUAAAUACAUGUAUAUAAAGUUUAUGUAUAAAGAUCAAAUCUCAGAAA